AUGUCGGAGUGCAUUGAUACAUUGAAUACAUUGAAUACAUUGGAUGAUGAGGAGAAUGUAUAUUUAGAAUGUUCGUCUGGAAUUUUAGAAAAUAAUAAUGAAAAAUGGGGUGAUUAUUUGAAACCCGAAAUUGAUAGAAAAGGUAGAAAAAGUGAUUUGAUGGCUGUAGGUGACUUUAAUGGGGCUGGAAGUCUGUUGAAGUCUGAAAAUGUCUGA
Molecule: messenger RNA, 216 nt
Organism: Diversispora eburnea
Lineage: Eukaryota; Fungi; Glomeromycota; Glomeromycetes; Diversisporales; Diversisporaceae
Source: the annotation of a GenBank genome assembly